CCCGGUAGGGGUGGAACAUUCUGAUGCCAUCUUGGGAGCAAAGAAAGAAAACAACUGACUUUGCCCCAACUGACCCUGAGCUGCUUAUGUUUACUGGAAUGAACUUCAUUGAAUUUUCUCCCACUGGGCUAAAUUAGGUCUGGAAUGAGAGUUAGUUGUUACAGAGGAACAGAUACAGUGUCAUUUCCGGCAUCCCCAAAUCUGUGGACUGUGACAUUUAUGUUCACUUUUUGUUUUUGUUUCAAUUUGGACAAUAUGACCCAAGCUGGCCUGACAGUGAGUGAGGACCCUGCUCAAAGUCCUUCUUUCCAGCCUUUGUGACACCAUGGUGAGUCACAGAGGUCCUGCCUGUCCCUAAGAGAAACCUUCUCCCCUUUCCUGGUGAUGCCCUUACCCCCAGGCAGAGUUUUGCUCCAUUGGGGCUGAUGGGGGAGGAUGGAGUUUCUUGGAACCACUCAGACUGCCAGUUACUGUGGCCCCAGGAAAGGCUGUGACUCAAUCCAGAGGCCGUCUACUGUGCAGGCUCCUGUGAUCCAGGAGUGCUACCAACCGUAUCACCUGCCCGGGUACCGCUACCUCAACUCAUGGAGACCCAGCCUCUUCUACAAGAUUUCCACCGCCCAGACCUGUCCCGAUGAGUGUCGCAGUGCCCUGCGUCCACCCACCGUCCUGCCUGCACUCCGCUCUGCACUCUUCUGUCGCUACAGCCCCCACGACUGGGACCAGUCCAACCAGCUGCAGCUCCGCGGGGCCGAGGCCUCACGGCUGUGGGCCAGCCGCCUGACAGGUGACUCCAUGCGGCUCAUGCAGGACAAGGAGCAGCUGACACGCCAGAUGCAGGAGGGAACCUCCUGGAACCUGGGCCAGAGGCUGUCGGACAUCGGAUUCUGGAAGUCCGAGUUAUGCCACGAGCUGGACCGGCUGCUGACUGAGAACCGCAGCAUGGAGACCGUCAAGAGGCGGCUGGAGUGUGCUGCUGAGGAGGUGAACUGUCCCCUGCAGGUGGCCCUGGAGUGUCUGUACCAUCGGGAGAAAAGGAUCGGGAUUGACUUGGUCCAUGACAAUGUGGAAAAGAAUCUUAUCCAGGAAGUAGAUUUGCUAAAAUGUUGCCAAGAACGGAUGAGACAGUUAGCUCAAAGAGUUGAUAUCCAGAUGCGGGAUAACCGAGAUGCUCAGCACGCUCUGGAGAGGGACCUGGAGGACAAAAACUCAGCCCAGUUCAUCGAUGAGAAGUGCUUUAACCUGAGAAACACGUCGGACUGCAUCAGCUACUUCCAUGGCGUGGAGAAAGUUGAUGGCACGGUCUCUGUGCCUGAGACCUGGGCCAAGUUCAGCAACGACAACAUCAAGCACUCGCAGAACAUGCGCGCCAACUCCAUCCGGCUGCGGGAGGAGGCCGAGCACCUCUUUGAGAACCUGUCGGAUCAGAUGUGGAAGCAGUUCACAGACACCAAUCUGGCUUUCAACACACGUAUCUCUGAGGAGACAGAUGUGAAGAAUAAACUCCAGACACAACUGGCUAAGACGCUGCAAGAGAUCUUCCAGACGGAGAACACCAUCAUGCUGCUGGAGAGGUCCAUCAUGGCCAAGGAGUGCCCGCUGAAGGUGGCCCAGACACGGCUGGAGUGCCGGACCUGGCGCCCCAAUGUGGAGCUUUGCAGGGACAUCCCGCAGUUCAAGCUCGUGAAUGAGGUGUUCACCAUCGAUGACACUCUGCAGACCCUGAAGCUGAGGCUGCGGGAGGCACAGGACACACUGCAGCUGCUGGUGAUGACCAAGUCACGGCUGGAGCACGAGUUGGCCAUCAAGGCCAACACCCUGUGCAUUGACAAGGAGAAGUGCAUGGCCAUGCGCAAGACCUUCCCCAGCACCCCUCGCCUGGUCGGCUACACCUGUGCUGCCCCCUGCGUGGGCCCUUGCACCCCCUGCCCUGCCCCGGUUUGCUAAACUACAUAAGGUUUGAACAGGCCAGAAAACAAAAGAAUCAUUUUCUCCCUAUCAUGAAAAUAUAUAUAACAGGCAAAAUAAAUGUGCCCAAAUCAAA
Molecule: messenger RNA, 2044 nt
Organism: Chinchilla lanigera (long-tailed chinchilla)
Lineage: Eukaryota; Metazoa; Chordata; Mammalia; Rodentia; Chinchillidae
Gene: Tekt5
Product: tektin 5
Exons: 7
Coding region: 436-1947 (503 amino acids)
Biological process (GO): cilium movement involved in cell motility; cilium assembly
Cellular component (GO): microtubule cytoskeleton; sperm flagellum; nucleus
Source: RefSeq, a predicted model, not a curated record